Theobroma umbraticum is the source of this 1445-nucleotide messenger RNA. The record is from RefSeq and is a predicted model, not a curated record. NCBI's taxonomy places the organism in Eukaryota, Viridiplantae, Streptophyta, Magnoliopsida, Malvales, Malvaceae.
UCAUCCCCAUCUUAUCUAGCUUUCUUCUCAAAGAUUCACUGCUUUUUUGUUCUUGUGAAUGAUGCAUAAUCCUCCGUUUCUUUUGCUCUCUGCCAUUUUUUUCUCCGGCCUCGUGAUCCAAUCGGUGGUUGGACCAAAGACAGCAUAUGGUUUCAGUGUAGAGCUUAUUCAUCGUGAUUCGCCACUGUCUCCAUUCUUUAAUGAUUCCAUCACCUCAUCAGAGCUUCUAAGAAAAAAUGCCCUUCAUUCAAUGGACCGAAUCAAAAACAUCCAAUCUUAUAUAGAUCAAAAAGCCACCCAAUCAGUAGUGAUUCCAAAUGGAGGUAGUUACCUGAUGAAACUCUCCUUUGGAACCCCACCAGUGGAAUACUUAGCCAUUGCAGACACCGGAAGUGACCUUACAUGGAUACAAUGCGCUCCAUGCCCCCAGACUCAGUGUUAUUCUCAAGGGUCGUCUCCUUUUGAUCCUGCAGCAUCAUCAACAUACCAAAAGCUUUCCUGUGUUUCAGAGGCUUGCCAAGCUCUUGCCAGAAAGAGCUGCUUAAACACAAAUGAAUGUGAAUACUUUUAUUCCUAUGGAGACAAUUCAUAUACCAUGGGAAUCUUGAGCAGUGACACCUUGAGUUUUGAUUCCUCCAGCAGUCAAAAAACCUCAUUCCCCACAUCCUUUUUUGGAUGUGGACACAAUAAUCAAGGUAACUUCAGAAGGCCUGGUGCUGGACUCGUUGGCCUGGGAGGAGGGCCCUUGUCAUUGAUUUCUCAGAUAGGCACUCAAAUUGAUCAUAGAUUCUCCUACUGUUUGGUUCCACGUUCUGCAACAUCUAGUGGUAAACUAAUAUUCGGACAAGAGGCAAUAAUUUCUCGGCCCGGAGCUGUUUCAACUCCUCUAAUAACCAAAACCCCUGCAACCUUCUACUACCUUAAUCUUGAAAGUAUUAGCAUUGGAGACAAGACCGCACAGGCAGCGUCAAGCCAAGGGAAUAUCAUAAUUGAUUCCGGAACAACACUGACGAUCCUAGAAUCAAAUUUUUACAAUAGUGUAGAGACCAUGGUUAAGGAGGCCAUUGGAGCAGAGCCAAAGCAAGAUCCUUCUGGAACAUUUAGCUUGUGUUAUGGAGCAGAGACCAAUAUUCCAGACAUGCUAUUCCAUUUCACUGGUGCCGACCUUCGCCUGCAACCUGUCAAUACAUUUGGCGCUAAUGACGGCUUACUUUGUAUGCUCAUAGUUCCAAGUAACACAAACUCCAAUUCCAUCUUCGGAAACUUCGCACAGAUAAAUUUCCAGGUGGAGUAUGACCUUCAAAAGAGGACUGUCUCUUUUGCUCCCACAGAUUGUACCAAACAAUAAAUUUGUUAGGACUAGGCUUCUUGCUUUAUUAUAAACUCUUGUCUGUCAACUGAUAGCAUGUAAAAUCAUUCUAAUAUGAUAUUCUAAAAUGACAAAG